GUGUAGAAUUGCCUAUUCGGUUCUCUCAGACACUCAGAGUAAUAUUUCGGUAAUGCACUCUUGUACAGGUUGAGGGUUUGGAGAUGUAUAGGGAGGAGGGAGAUAUUUGGGACGCAGCCCAACUUUUAUUUUGGCGCUCCAGAUCACAAUGCUUAGUCAUGGUGACUUUAUGGCUUUCCCUCGCUCUCCUGUGGAGUUUAGAAAGCAGUGCAGUGCAAGAAUUCAGCCGUGUCACUUUGAAUAGGAGGUUUUGUAUUCGAGCAAGCAGUUAACGACGCUAGAUUGAAACCCAGCACCUUUUCCAAGCCAUUCAGUCCCGGAGUGAUCAGCCGUGGUGGUGGAGGAACGGACUAAAUAACCUCUGGCACUUCCCCCCCCCUCCCCUCAUACUGGCCCGAAACCAGCUAGAUUUGAUUGCUGUAGUGAGAAAGUCAUUGAAGCAAUGAGUUUUUAACAAGCCUUUUGAAAUACGACUUGUUAGCGGAUUCCGACCUGACAGAUUUGUUUGAAAUGGCGUUUUAGAAAGUCUGUGUUGAUCUAGUCCCAAUCCAGGAGGAGCUUUAAACGUGCCGAGUGUUUGGCCGCCAAGCUGAUUCCCAUCCACCUGGAAUUGCCAUUCCAUUCUUGUUACUGUGGCUCUCAAAAGUUUCUUCUGUUACUGCCAUUACUACAUUUGCAACAGCAAGUCACAUUCAGAUUCCUUCCUUCAGAGCUCAUUUACAGUUCCUUUUUUCUGAUUAAUGGACCUCGUGGAACAGGACGAUGUUUAGGAUGUAAGCAGACCACAGGCUUUCUAAUAAAAGGUGUGCCUCGUUUCCAGAAACUCCAAAAUGGAUAAUACAUUGCAUGUCGACAUGGAGGUGAUCCACAGACUGGAGUUUGUGCCCGAUAGCGCACCGUAAAGAGAGCGUUUCAGCAUAAAAAGAGAAAGCCAGUGCGCUAUAAAGGAAGGUGUUUCCCUAAUGUUGCUUGCGCAUUCUUGUAAAGAAAGAUAACUUGGCCAGAACUUUGUAAAAUCUUGGUUUCUCUGUACGCGUCUCGCACUGGCGAGUGAGGAUGAAGGCGCCGGGCCGCGGGCGCCGCUGAGCAUGUACGCGGCGUCAGGAAUGACAGAGUGCAAGGCCGAGGUGACGCCGUCGACACGCAAUGGCCACCGGGUGUUCAGCUACACGCUCGAGAGCCACACCGCAGCUGCCUUUGCCAUCAUGAAUGAGCUGCGGCUCGAGCAGCAACUCUGUGAUGUCACGCUGCGAGUGAAAUACAACGACCUGGAGGCUGUGGACUUUGUGGCACAUAAGGUGGUGCUGGCAUCCUCCUCACCCGUCUUUCGUGCCAUGUUCACCAAUGGUCUGAAGGAGUGCGGCAUGGAGGUGGUGCCUAUCGAAGGGAUCCACCCCCGGGUAAUGAGCCGGCUGAUCGAGUUUGCCUACACGGCAAGCAUCUCCGUCGGAGAGAAGUGCGUCAUCCACGUGAUGAACGGAGCUGUGAUGUAUCAGAUCGACAGCGUGGUGAAGGCCUGCUGCGAUUUCUUGGUGCAGCAGCUGGAUCCGAGCAACGCCAUUGGCAUCGCCAACUUUGCCGAGCAGAUUGGCUGCACAGAGCUGCACCAGAAAGCCCGCGAGUACAUCUACAUGAACUUCAGCCAGGUGGCGACGCAGGAGGAGUUCUUUAACCUCUCUCCGUGCCAGCUGGUAACACUGAUCAGCCGUGACGAGCUGAACGUACGCUGCGAGUCUGAGGUGUACCAUGCAUGCGUGGCGUGGGUGCAGUAUGAGCGUGACGAGCGGCGACCCUACGUGCAGGCGCUGCUCCAAGCCGUGCGAUGCCACUCGCUUCCGCCGCACUUCCUGCAGCGCCAGCUCGAGCACUUCGAGUGGGAUGCACAGAGCAAGGACUAUCUAGCACAGAUCUUUCAGGACCUGACCCUGCACAAGCCCACCAAGGCAGUGGCUUGCCGCACACCGAAGGUACCGCAGCUCAUCUACACAGCAGGCGGCUAUUUCCGCCAGUCGCUGUGCUACCUCGAGGCAUUUAACCCGGGAACUGGCACCUGGCUGCGUCUGGCGGAUCUGCAGGUGCCCCGCAGUGGCCUGGCAGCGUGCGUGAUCAGCGGGCUCUUCUACGCUGUUGGAGGAAGGAACAACGCGCCUGAUGGCAACAUGGACUCCAACACACUGGACUGCUACAACCCGAUGAACAACUGCUGGCUCCCGUGCGCCCCAAUGAGCGUCCCCCGGAACCGAAUUGGCAUCGGAGUAAUUGAUGGUAUGAUCUACGCCGUUGGGGGCUCGCAUGGAUGCAUCCAUCAUAACAGCGUAGAGAGAUAUGACCCAGACAGAGACUCAUGGCAGCUGGUGGCCCCCAUGCUGACCCGGCGAAUAGGGGUGGGCGUGGCUGUCAUUAACCGCCUCCUCUACGCUGUGGGUGGGUUUGAUGGAACGCAUCGUCUGAGUUCAGUGGAGUGUUACAACCCCGAGAAAGACGAAUGGAGGAGCACGGCACCCAUGAACACUGUCCGCAGCGGAGCAGUUUCCUCAGGUGUGUGCGCGUUGAGUAACCACAUCUAUGUAAUGGGCGGCUAUGAUGGCACCAAUCAGCUGAACACAGUGGAGCGUAACGAUGUGGAGAUGGACAGCUGGACCUUCAUCUCGUCAAUGAGACACCGGCGCAGUGCACUGGGAGUCACCACCCACCAAGGACGCAUCUACGCACUCGGAGGAUAUGAUGGGAACACGUUUUUGGACAGCGUGGAGUGCUAUGAUCCUGAAACGGACACAUGGACCGAGGUCACGAGAAUGACCUCUGGGCGGAGCGGGGUUGGCGUUGCGGUUACCAUGGAGCCGUGCCAAAAGGAUUGUCAGAAAGACUGUCAGAAAGAUUGUCAGAAAGAUUGUCAGAAAUUCUAGUGCCUCUGAUCCUCUUCUGCCCUUUUUUUUUCCUUCCAUAGUUCUAUCCCUUCCACUUUCAGCCAGGAUCAUCAGUGAUUUAUAAUUCUGGUGCUUCAAGAACUUCAAUAGUCUUCUAUAAAUGAGAGCAAACGGGUUUCUGGACUUUUGACAGGGUUCACAAACAAAGCCGUGGUGUUGUCAAUGAGAUCACAGAGAAUAUAAGAUGCUUCCAGACAGGACUGGUUAAUAUAUUUUGUUGUCAUUGUUGCUGGUUUUAUAGCCAGACCACAGGCAUUGAGAUGAUUAAUGUGAGUCAAAUUGUGUCUCCUGUUUGUAUUACUGACCAGCCAAGUCCGUCUAAACCAAACGUGAGCACUGGAUAAAACUAAAAAAAAAAAAAAGCUUAACAUUUUUCCUUUAGUAGAAGUUGCAGAUCAGCACCUUGGACCACAGAUGUCAACAUUUUAAAGUGCCAUUAUUGUAUCUCACAACACGUUUCAGUAUCCGAGUCUGUGCUGCUGUACAGAGAGCUAUAAUGCCAGGCACUAGGACCCAGAGAGGCAUCGGGCUGGUUUAGAGAAAAGUCAAAUUUACACAAUCUUCCAUUUAUGCUAAAUCUAUUUGAUCAGCCUAAACGUGUUUUGUAUCUGACGUUUGCUUCUUUAGUUUUGCACCAGGCUAAGAAGUAAGAAAUGUCUAUCUUGCAUAAAUAUCCUGUUCUUCAGGAAUACGCCUACUUGAGAAGCUGUGCAUUGGGACCAAUCUCAUUGUAGUAUACUGAUUAGUACAGAUACUACAGUUAAAAAGAUGUUCAAAGAUCAGUUUAAGUGACCCGUUUCUAUUUUGGGAAACAGAACGAAGUUCAAGAUGGAGUGGAGGCCAAAACAAAAAGAUUAGGAGUGGAUGGCAGUGGCAUUAAAAAAAAAAAUCCCUCUGACUACCUCGACCUGGAGGUUAUGCUGAAGAUGAUGAUGAUGAUGAUCAUCAUCAUAUAGCUCUUACUAUCUUGCAACCGUAUUUGUUUCAAAAUGACAUCGCAUGGGUUACAGCUUACGAAUAUCAUUUGAAGCAGAUAUUUUUCAAAAACAGAUAUGGUAUGUGACAGACUUCCAUAGUUUUGGAAACGCAGUGCAAAACAUAAUUCAGACAUUAAACAUGAUUCAAGCUGAUUGAGUACAUUUGGUGAGUUUUUGUAAAGCCCAUGUUCUGGUUCCGUUCAUCAGGUCAUCAAGUGCUUCUCAAGACAGAUUGAUUCAGGCAUAUUGAAACGGGAAAUACUUCGUUCAACUCAUUAGGUAAUUAUCCAUGUCUUUUUAUAGGACUCCGAUUCAACAUGUAUUAGCCAAUUGCUCAUUUCAUGAUCUUCAUUAAAAGUAUGUCCUUCAGAUGUGUGCUUAGAAACACUUGUAAAUCAGCGCCUUUUGUAAUUAACUACUAGUGAGUUGAAUCAUCUUACACAAGGUGAAUGUUAUAAUGCUGGGAACCACGGUUGCGUAACCCUGGUUAUUGAAUCACUUGAUUCAGUUUAGUGUUUUCUCUGCUGAAGUCACUUGUUAAUUCGUAAACCUUUCAUGAGUGUGCGUUUUGUCUAGAUGCCCUGUGUUUGUUUAAAAAGCGUCUCGUUUGAAAGUGUUUCAGGGUCCAGACUGAACCUGAGGAAAACAGUAUCUGAAAUCCAAGAGCACAAAUGAAGAAAGUCUGAUCAAACUGAUAUGAAUGUCUGAUACGAAUGUUUUGGAAAGGAAUGGAGAAGAAUGUUGGUCUGGUCAUCAUGCAGUGCUGGAAAAAAAAAAAAAAAGUGGGUUGCCACUUGAGGCCGACACCCCAGUCAGAACAGACGUCUUUCACGAGCAGGCAAAAGAAAUCCUGGUUUAAUGUAUUUAUAACAGUAUUUUAAGCUACAUUUUUCCCAAGAUUUUAGAAACUUCUUGGAGUUUUGUACAGGGUCUGGAUUUCUCUUUUUUUUUUUUUUUUUUUUUUGGAUUACCUGUUUGGGUCUUCCCCCCCCUCAUGCUUGGCCCUUAAGUUCCACGUUGGAAUAAACCACCUGAUCUCCUUUUUGUAUUUGUUGCAUACUGAGCAUGUGCCGUAUUUGAGACGUGACGGCGACUUGUGACUUCUCUUUUUCUAGGUCUGGCUGUUUCAAAAAAAAAAAAAAGGAAGUAGUUUUUGCUUUGAGGGUUUAUUACUAACAUUGAGAGAUAAUUUAAAGACUGCUUUGUACAUUUUACAGCAAUCAAUGUAUUGUACAACACAUUGUGUAUUAAAGAUACCUGUUUAUUGUA
Messenger RNA from Neoarius graeffei (lesser salmon catfish), 5173 nucleotides. It is a transcript of the gene keap1b, whose product is annotated as kelch-like ECH-associated protein 1b. NCBI's taxonomy places the organism in Eukaryota, Metazoa, Chordata, Actinopteri, Siluriformes, Ariidae. The transcript is spliced from 7 exons. Gene Ontology annotation, molecular function: protein binding. The coding region runs from base 1089 to 2906 and encodes 605 amino acids. The record is from RefSeq and is a predicted model, not a curated record.